UACGAGUACCGCUUAUUGAUUCCACGGGUGAAUGAGAACGCUUUCACGCAACCACAGGGCAAACCCAAGGCGGCGAAUCCAAUUAGGGCAAGGCUGCAAAGCCCUAAUCUCCACCUCUAAAUUGCCUCGUCCCCACACAAAUUUUCUUGUCGCAACCUUCCACGCAAACAGCUAGACUCCACCUCGUCAAGUCGUCCACCACCUCUAUUUACUUGACCUUGUCCAAACCUCUUCUCUCUUGACCUUGUCAAUACUUCUACCUUCUCGCAACACUCCAAUCCACCUUUUCGCAAGCCGCCCUCUGCUGUUCUGCGACAAUUGUCGAGUCGACUCGUCUUGUCGCCCUGCCCUCCUGGUUUUUUAUUGAACCUGCGUACCUGUAUCUAAUACUACCUAUGUUCUGAUCAACCACAAUGUUUCGCAAGAGCGUGCACCCGCCACCGAAAGCGGCCGCGCCGCCUGAGGAUGACAAGUGAGUUUCUUUAUCUGUUGAUAUUCUCCCUAUAUCGCAAGUCUCUUAAGAGACCUGUUCCCGCGCGUCGCAACGAUGUUCCUUAUGGCUCACGCAAGGUCUAAAUAAUUGCCUCGAGAAGUUCCUACCUGCAAUAUUCCUCACCCCAGCAGGAUCUCCCGUAUUUCCUUAUCCUUCUUGAACAAGUAACUGACCAUGUUGCACAGUAUAUCGCUCACCUCUACCCAAGAGAGCGUUCACUCGGAUGGGCAUCAGUUUGUCGUAGAUCGAAUCCUGGCUCAGAAGAUCGAAAAUAAGAACCGCAUGUACCUCAUUCUAUGGGAAGAUUACCCGCUCCAUCGCGCCACUGUAAGUUACCCUUCGGACUUGUUUUUGAAUCUUACCCAAUUUUCAAUGUUUUGAAAAUCUGGGUCAUUCUUCCCGCCUACCCUCGGCUCGUGAUUCUAGUCUAACAUAUUGCAGUGGGAGCCCAGAGGCAACAUCGUUGAUCACCGGAUUUUCGACGAGUGGACAAAGAGAAGAGCGAAAGAGCUACGAGGCGACGAGCAGCCCUUUGAUGUCGCAGCUUUCGAAGCACAACUUGAUAGACUAGAUCGCGAAAAGGAAGCACGUCGAAGUCGACGCAAGCUCAAGAAAAAACGCUUAGGCUUGGCAAAACAAGCUGGAUCCAGCCAGGCGCAAGAUGAGGAUUCCUCAGACUCGUCUAGCGAUGAAGCAUUGGAGCAUGAUGAAGUCACCGAUUACAAAGGUACCAGCAGACCACCAGCCAAUCCUCAUCGCCCAAAAUUACCCUCUGGUUCCAAUAAAACAUCUGUCUUACAAAACACGCAAAACCCAUCUACGAAGACAAUUCCUUCAAGCAAGUCCGCUUUACCUGAUAAGGCGGCUUCUUCGAGCAAGCCACUACUCCUAAAUCAAUCAUCUACCUCCACCUCAGACUCAGAUGCUCCCCAAGCGGUAAAACGCCGAAAGGCAGAUGACAAGAUCUCCAAUUUGCAAAGCAAAAGCGGGUCUUCAAACAUGCAAUCCAAGCCCUCAACGUCUCGAGAAAUGGGCGCGGUCAGAGGAAAGUCGGCUUAUCCAAACGUUUUUGCGCGUCGAUCUCCUCCACGAAAAGACGGACGAAGAGGCACUCUUGCAGAAAAAGCAGCCGAUCCUAGCAAGGGACAAUCCCACUUCAAAAACCUACAUUUGGUCAAUAAAGCAAAACUCUCCGCGAAAGACAGAGUAGAAGCCACAGCACCGGACGUUAGUGUUGUUGGUGGGCUGUUCAAGCCAGGAGAGGGAGGCCCCCAAUUUGACCCGUUGAAAGUACCAAGGCGCUCCUCGGAAGCCUUUUCACAGACCCGUGCCUUUGAGAAUGUGGGCGCCAGUAUGUUGGACAGACCUGCAUCGUCAGUGGCUUCGACGGUUCUCGAUCGGAACUUUUCGAGGUCGGAGACUACAUGCUAUUACUGGCAUGCGGGGAAUGGAGCUAGCGGAGCUUGCAGGCGUUACUUCAUGUGCGAUUUCAUGCAUGAAUAUCGGCCAGGUCAUCCAAUUGCCCCUAAGCCAGGCUUCCUGUACGAAGAAACCCCACCGCAAGUCCAAAAACCAGCUGAAUUGAGAUGCUUCUUUUAUGUCAAAAAGGGUGAUUGCAAAUUUGGAGAUUCUUGUUCAAAAUUGCACUCUGACGAUGAGUCAAUUCCAGUUGCACCCAACCCAAACAGAAAAAACGAACCAUGCAAGUACUGGCUAGCAGGCAAUUGCAGGUACUCCAAGGACGAAUGCGUUUUCCAUCACGAAGACACCGAAGACAACCGAGCACCUAUUCGAGCUGAUUUUGAAAGAGAUGCACAUGUACCGGAAGUGCAGUCUUCCACCCCAGUAGCCAGAAGGGUCAAAAUAUGCCCACAUUUCUCAACCGGGAAAGGUUUCUGCAGAUACGGCCUUGCCUGCAAAUUCAGACACGAGCGUCCUGAAGAGCCAACACCAAAAUCUGGCAGCCUUGAAAAAUCAGUCUCUUUUGCAGCGGAUGAGCAGUUGGAACUGUUUGAGGAGCCCCAAUCUAUCAUUAACGAUGAAACUGAGCAGCCACGUCGGGCCCAAGACAAAUCCGCAAUGCCACCUCCUCCCGCUUUCACUUUAAUCGCAUCAAACCCUCCAACUAUUGGAGAUGGAUCUGAACAGUCUGGUCGUGCUCAAGAUCAGUCGUCUAUGCUGCCUCCUCCCGCUUUCAAUUCAAUCGCAUCAAAGCCUCCAACUGUUGGACAUGUAUCUGAACAGUCUGAUCGGGCUCAAGAUCAGUCGUCUAUGCUGCCUCCCCCAGCUGCCGAUUCGACAACAUCGAAGCCUCAACGAAAAAAGAUUAGCAUCUCGGAUUACACCCGACAGAAAGCCCUUUCAAAUCUUGGCGCCCGCGCUAAGAAGUUCAUCUUUGGUAGCGAUAGCAGCUUUUUCCUUGUCAUGGACAUAGGUGACUUGGGCGAUAAAGCAAAGGAGUCCUGCGGCUUGUUUCUGGCUCCUCUCACGGAUAUCACGCUAGAUCAGGAAGUUAUGGGCAAAGACUUAGCGGGGGUUAUGUUUCUCAUAGGCCAAGCAUUAGAUGGAUAUCUCGUUCCGCGCGACAAUAAUGAUGAAGCAGCAACUAUCAUUGACAAGGUUGUGAAGUAUUGCCUGCUCCAUUGUUGUGGUUUACUUUAUUCCUCUCAGGGUUUCUACAUUAUUGUCUUCCCGGCGAGGUCUGCUGAUUGGGGGUUUCUCUCGCUCGAUCAAUGUCCCAACGACGUACAGUUGAGAUAUAUUGUUUUCAAAACAGAGUCGAACAUUGGAGCCUGCCUCGAGAUACCAGCAACGAAAUCUACAAUUUCGCAGACGGCCACACCUCAAAGUGACGCGCUCAACAACAACACACCCACGAACCACCAAAACAAUCUUGGUGAUCUCGUACACAAAAUCUACGUCGAUGAGAUAGCCCCACGCAACCAUAGCGAAGUAGCUUUCUUCUUUAUAUUCCCCACUUCGGCAGCAACGGUAGCCAACUUUGUCGCUGAGUGCCUGAGGCGAUCGCACAGCAACUGCAAGUUCUAUUCUGGAGGUUAUCGGGAAUGGAAAUCCUUCCUCAUCGCCGAUACGUUCACCCAUGGUUCGAUCAUCAUGCACGAUGAUUUAGCUUGUCAUGUCGACCACAUACCACAUGUGCAAAAGACAUUGGCAUCCCACCUUUUCAGGAAACCUGGCGAGAAAAAAAAGCAGUACUCUUGGUGGUCUAUCACGGAUGGACAUCAAGCUGGAGGAGAUAUUAGCUUACUCCCAGAUACCCAUGCGCGUCCCGAGGAGGAGCGAGGUCCACUUGAGUCCGUAAACAUCUUCCCAUUUGGAGCCGCCAUCCUCCUUACUCAGAGUUUUCUGAUCGCCGAACCAAAAAGAGUCUACGAUAUAUUAAAAUGGUUUUUUGGGAAGGUUGAAAACGGUCGCCAUAUCGAGGGUCAAAUGGCCAAAGAUUACUGGAAAAUCGUUGUGCCUCAAGGCAUUGUCCAAUACAUGUACGAUUUAGCUUGUGCUAAAGACGUAGAAAGUACCCGAUAUCUUGAAGAAAACCAACAUAAGCCUUCGAGAGAAGCUGACGCCGAGAAGAUGGGACUAGGGUAUGCCACUUGCGCUUUGAGGUUCGAAAUAUAUUCAUAUUUGGCAGACCUGAAGCACCUGGGCGUGAUAGAAAACCCAGAUAACAUCUGGCCACAUUACUGUCCCACUGUGGGAGAGGUCGAAAACGAGACUAUUAGCCCGUUCAUCUUUCCCCCAUUAUGGAUCCAUACUCAUGACGAAAUUGACUUGGUACAUUGGUUUGCAUGUUGGAGUAGCACAAGAAUCGAUAGUUAUCGAAAAAUUGUUGUCAUAGGUACGAAUUCAAUGAGUCGCCACAAGCUCCAGCGGCUGGUGAAGGUCCCUAUUGGAACCGAGAUUCCUGAGGAACCCGCUUAUAGGGAUGGCUCGCUACAGACAGAAUUUGUACCACCGCUAGAGAUACAAGCCCUUCAGCUGCCUCAAACCCCCCCUAGCGCGCAGUCUACAAGUGGCGGUGGCCUAGAUGUCGAUUCCCAAAUAGUCGAACUCUUGAAUGAGGAAAAGAACAAGGCCUCGCCCACUUCCGCAGGUCCUAAAGAUGGGAAGGUUGAGUUUCCUUUUGUCCAGUAUCCAGACGAGCCAGUCAUGGAAUGGAAGGAGAAGAAGUACGAACAUACAACAUCAUGGUUUCGAAGAUUUAGAGCUCUACCAGAGCGCAAUGGAGUUCUUUUCGAGGCCAUGUGGGUUGAUGCUUGGGAGAAAAUUUUCCCAUAUAUUGGGGUUCCCAGGCGUUGAGUUUGGGCGGAUUGGAAUGGGGAUUGGGGUUGAAAGGGGAUGGAUGGAAUUGAAGGAUAUUUUGCGGAUUUUACAGAGGAAAGACAUGAAAACCCAAAAAAUGUGAUGAUUAUUGUACCAAAGAUACCCAAGCUCGAGGAGCAUUAGUUAGUAGCAAAAACGCAAAUGAGA
Hymenoscyphus albidus is the source of this 4984-nucleotide messenger RNA. The record is from the annotation of a GenBank genome assembly. NCBI's taxonomy places the organism in Eukaryota, Fungi, Ascomycota, Leotiomycetes, Helotiales, Helotiaceae.